AUGCAGUCCAUGAACUCCGGCACGCUGUGCUCCAGGAACGUUUAUUUACGCAUCCUGCGAAAAAAAAGGUGCUACGCAGACAUGACCCUGGUCAUCAAGCUGCUGUUCGUGCGGCCGCGCACGCUACACGUUAGCCGGGAGCUACGGCAACAGCUGAUGGACCAGCGUAGAUCCCAGGUAGCGCUGACUGAUGUCAGAUUCCUCUGUUCUUCAGGAAGAUGGAGGCCAGCUCAGGCAGCGUCCUUCUGCAGCUCCUCAGAGGACGGGAAGCCCCGCCCCUCCAUGCUCAAACACCUCCGCUCCAAGAUCCAAUCCACAGGCCCCAUCUCUGUGUCCGAGUACAUGAAGGAGGUUCUGACCAACCCGGUGACCGGUUACUAUGUGAGGAAAAACAUGCUGGGAGCCGAUGGAGACUUCAUCACGUCACCAGAGAUCAGCCAGGUGUUUGGAGAGCUGCUCGGCGUUUGGAUCAUCAGCGAGUGGAUGGGGGCGGGUCGGCCCAAACGGCUGCAGCUGGUGGAGCUGGGUCCAGGAAAGGGUUCGCUGGCCUCCGACAUCCUGAGAGUGUUCAGCCAGCUGCAGUCUGUUGUGGGCGGAGCCUCGGUGUCGGUCCACCUGGUGGAGGUGAGUCCGGUUCUGAGUCGGCUCCAGGCAGAGACCCUGACGGGGAACCGCAGCGAGGAGGCGAGCAGCGAGGACGACCCGGUUUACAGGCGCGGUGAAACUGAGGGCGGGGUGUCGGUGUCGUGGUACCGCCGUUUGGAGGACGUCCCUGCAGCUUUCAGCAUCUUUGUUGCUCACGAGUUCUUUGACGCUCUGCCAGUCCACAAGUUCCAGCGAACAGAGAAGGGUUGGAGGGAGGUUCUGGUGGACAUCGACCCUGCAGAUCCAGACCGGCUGCGGUUUGUCAUGGCUCCAACUCCGACGCUCGCCUCGUCCACGCUUGUCCAGGCCGAGGAGCGGCGGGACCACGUGGAGGUGUGUGCGGAGGGCGGAGUCAUCGUCCAGCAGCUGGCUCGGCGGAUCCAGGAGGAGGGCGGGGCGGCUCUGAUCGCCGAUUACGGCCACGACGGAACCAAGACCGACACGUUCCGGGGAUUUAAGGGCCACCGGCUCCAUGACGUCCUGUUGGCUCCCGGCUCCGCUGACCUCACAGCCGACGUCGACUUCAGCUUCCUGCGGAGGAUGGCCGGAGGGGGCGUGGCCUGUUUGGGGCCGGUGAGUCAGAGGAGCUUCCUGAGGAACAUGGGCAUCGACGCGCGCAUGCAGGUUCUACUGAGGAACUGCAGCGACCCGUCCGUCAGGAAGCAGCUCAUCAGCAGCUACGACAUGCUGACCAACCCGGCCAAGAUGGGCGAACGCUUCCAGUUCUUCAGCCUGCUGCACCGCGCCCGCCUCGCCGCACCCAAGACGCCAGAGGGGCUGAAGCUGGAGAAGAAGAGCCCGGCGCCGCUGCCUGUGGCCGGGUUCACCGAGCUCAGCCUCUCCUGAGGCCAGGGAGAACCGGAGGUCCUGGUUAUGGGUCAGAACCCAGAACCAGAAAGGAUGGACGAGGUUCUGCUUCUGGACCAAACGCUGCGGAUGGCGGCGGUAGAAACGGUCACGAAGCUUUCAUUGACGUGUUUAGCUUCCGUAACGGGUCAGAACCGAGCGCCGCUCCGUGGGCUGCAGACUGAACACAAACCAGUGAUCCCAGUUCAGCUUUUAUUUCCACCAUUCAGAACAAGAGAGACGAUUUUCUGCUACAAAAAUAUAAAAAUUCUCAGAUUUCAGCUUAGAGUCCGAAAGAAGCAGCAGCAGUUAGAUUCUCAGCGAGGCGACCGACCUGGCGGCCGGUCUGGCUAACGGCGCUCACAGCUCCGCUCAGACCGACCCAAACGGAUCAGGAAGGGUUCUGGGAAGGAGCGGAUUUGAUGAAGAUGCAUGAUUCUUUCUGCCAUUUUCUUUUCCUUUAAAGGUUAACCGCCUCAGCUUUCU
This is a messenger RNA of Cyprinodon variegatus (sheepshead minnow), 1977 nucleotides long. RefSeq names its product NADH:ubiquinone oxidoreductase complex assembly factor 7 (gene ndufaf7). Gene Ontology annotation, cellular component: mitochondrion. Gene Ontology annotation, molecular function: protein-arginine omega-N symmetric methyltransferase activity. The record is from RefSeq and is a predicted model, not a curated record. The transcript is spliced from 10 exons. Gene Ontology annotation, biological process: mitochondrial respiratory chain complex I assembly. NCBI's taxonomy places the organism in Eukaryota, Metazoa, Chordata, Actinopteri, Cyprinodontiformes, Cyprinodontidae. Bases 1 to 1491 code for a protein of 496 amino acids.